Messenger RNA from Knipowitschia caucasica, 396 nucleotides. The record is from the annotation of a GenBank genome assembly. NCBI's taxonomy places the organism in Eukaryota, Metazoa, Chordata, Actinopteri, Gobiiformes, Gobiidae.
AUGUGUCCGCUGGAAGUGAGCGCGGUCCGAAUCUCUCCUAAACGGGACAGACACAGAUCCAGCACAGGGACUGGCGCAAAUCUAGCACAGGGACAGACGCAGAUUCAGCACAGGGACAGAUCCAGCACAGGGACAGACGCAGAUCCAGCACAGGGACAGACGCGGAUCCAGCACAGGGACAGACGCAGAUCCAGCACAGGAGGGACAGACGCGGAUCCAGCACAGGGACAGACGCAGAUCCAGCACAGGGACAGACGCGGAUCCAGCACAGGAGGGACAGACGCGGAUCCAGCACAGGGACAGACGCAGAUUCAGCACAGGGACAGACGCGGAUCCAGCACAGGGACAGACGCGGAUCCAGCACAGGGACAGACGCAGGUCCAGCACAGAGACUGA